UGGCAACAAUGGCGCUCAAAAAACUAGAUUUGAAUUUGAAAUCCUAAUUGUAGUAUCAAAUACUUGGUAAUCUGUUUAUCUGUCUGUGGUAAUAUUUCGGAGAGUAGAGACUGAUGUGUGGAAUAAACUAGUAGAGUGAUACAUCUGACCCUUUAAUCAUGACGUCAAACGAAACAAAGAAACAAUUGAUAAAAGACAAUAUAAAAUGUUACCAGGAUUUUCCAAAACCGGGCGUGAUUUUCAGGGACAUCUUCUCCAUUUUACAGAAACCUGAAUUAUUUGCCAUACUCAAAGAUUUGCUAGUUUACAAUGCAAAGUCGUUUGCAGUUCGCCCAGAUGUGGUUGUUGGAUUAGAUUCAAGAGGUUUUCUAUUUGGGACUAUACUAGCGUUAGAUUUACAAGUUCCAUUUGUACCAAUAAGAAAAAAAGGUAAACUGCCAGGCCCUAAGAAAACAGCAGAGUAUUCCCUAGAAUAUGGAACUGAUAUACUGGAAAUCUCUACAGAUGUUAUAGAACCGGGUGCAAAUGUUUUAAUCAUUGACGAUUUAUUAGGAACUGGAGGAACCCUUCUAACAGCUUGUUCACUUGUCGAAGAAGUUGGUGGAAAGAUAUCAGGUUGCCUAGUAGUAAUUGAAUUGAAAGAAUUUCAAGCAAGGUCAAAAAUUAAGUAUCCUUUAAUGAGUUUGGUUCAAUUUUGAGAACAUUGAAGUUGGGAAAAUUAUGUCACAAAUAUCUAUUCAUCAAGUAACUGAUAAUGUUUUGGUACUUGAAAAAAAUCUAAAUCAAAUACAUAAAUGUCAAUAGUAAUGUUUUCAUCUCCAUUCCUUCUUUUGAUAUCAUUAAUAUUUUGUCCUCAUAUUGAGAAUAAUGAAGUAUUGAAACAAGAAAUUAGAUUUGUAUAAUUCACCACGAUUUUACUACAUUAUGGAAACUUGGAAAUAUUAGUCACUGGUACUUUGUGCUGAUUUUCUCAAAUUUUAUGUUGAUAUUACUUGAUCUACUCCAUAUACAUAUAUUUCGAAAGUAAUUAAGACAAUUAAGUCUUUCCCAGAAUAAUUUUGUUGGUUAACUAUUGAAUUGAAAAGUAUGUGAUAAUAAUCUACAUUCCUGAAAUGAAUUAAUAAAAAAAAUACUCUGUUUUCACAUAUAGAAUAAGUAUCUAUAUGAUGAGUGUUGGCUAUUUAAUUGAUUGAUGAAAAUUUAGAGAUUAUUGAUGUUUAUAGUGUGAAUCAGUUUAUAAAAAAGAAAACUGAAUUGUGUUAUAUAACAUAAUUGUUGUAUCAUAGUUCCUACUAUAUUUGUUCUUCCAUUAUCCAGAUAUCCUCAUGUCUAUAUUUUUUACUAUUUUGCAGUAAUUAAACCAUUGUCAAUUGUA
Harmonia axyridis is the source of this 1375-nucleotide messenger RNA. Its product is annotated as adenine phosphoribosyltransferase-like. Bases 159 to 698 code for a protein of 179 amino acids. The transcript has 3 exons. Gene Ontology annotation, molecular function: adenine phosphoribosyltransferase activity; adenine binding; AMP binding. NCBI's taxonomy places the organism in Eukaryota, Metazoa, Arthropoda, Insecta, Coleoptera, Coccinellidae. Gene Ontology annotation, cellular component: cytoplasm. The record is from RefSeq and is a predicted model, not a curated record. Gene Ontology annotation, biological process: AMP salvage; adenine salvage.